AUGUCCGGAAAAGCAGAACGAAGAGAAUUGCCGAGGAAUUCUUUCCCGUUGACUGAGAUGAUGAUUAUGUUGGGGUCGGGGAUAGGCGACCGGUGGAUUGAAGAUGAAGUCAAAGUUGAGCCACGGGUUGGGGGCUCCCAGCCAACAGAGUGUGCCCUCCUCAACCGCCCAACAAAGAAUCCUGCAGCUGCCGAGUUCGGUGGUGUUCGGAGAGUCCACGGGUAA
Penicillium manginii is the source of this 225-nucleotide messenger RNA. RefSeq lists its product as uncharacterized. The transcript has a single exon. The record is from RefSeq and is a predicted model, not a curated record. The coding region runs from base 1 to 225 and encodes 74 amino acids. NCBI's taxonomy places the organism in Eukaryota, Fungi, Ascomycota, Eurotiomycetes, Eurotiales, Aspergillaceae.